CUACGCGUCGGUUUACCUUCUCCUUUUCUUCCUCUGUGAGGUUUCUUUCCACUCUUAAAAACACCAGAUCAGUUGGUUCUGAUCAAGAACGCACAUUUGAGAUACUGAAUCCAGGAUGGGCUUUGUGGGUUUCUUCUUCAGCUUGACUGUUAGAUGCUUUGAUCUUCUUGCAUGGCCUCUUCUUGCUUUGGGAUAUCCUUUGCGUGCUUCCAUUAUGGCUAUUGAGACCAACUCAGACUUGGAAACAAGGAAGUUGGUGACCUAUUGGAUUGUCUUUUCCUUGAUAUCCCUUUUCGAACAUGCUUUUGUCAAGCUGUUUGAAUGGAUACCAUUAUGGCUUUACAUUAAGCUAAUGAUUGUCUGCUGGUUGGUGAUACCUCACUUUGAUGGUUCUUAUUACGUAUAUAUGCACGUUGUUCGUCCCUUCCUCUCCAUGGACACACAAACUGUCAUCAAGCAGUUGAAAAAGCUGAAGGAAAUCUCUUUUGAAAGAAUGGGUUUCUCCUUAAAGAGAGACAACUUUAUAGAUGAGGUGGAGAAAUUUGUAAAAGAAAACGGACCAGAAGCCUUAGAGGAACUUAUUGCUAGCAAGUCAAAGUUAAAAGAAAAUGUUGUUAAGCAGAAAGAUAUAAAAGCUGUAGAAGCAACUGAAGAUAAGAAAGUUGAUGUAGCUCAGCAGUCAAAGUUAAAAGAUGUUGUUAAGCAGAAAGAUAUCAAAGCUGUAGAACCAACUGAAGUUAAGAAAGCUGAUGUAGCCCAGCAGUCAAAGUUAAAAGAUGUUGUUAAGCAGAAAUAUAUCAAAGCUGUAGAAGCAACUGAAGAUAAGAAAGCUGAUGUAGCCCAGCAGUCAAAGUUAAAAGAUGUUGUUAAGCAGAAAUAUAUCAAAGCUGUAGAAGCAACUGAAGAUAAGAAAGCUGAUGUAGCCCAGCAGGUUUUUCAAACAAAGGUUAAAUCUGCUGAAGCGGACAUCAGUACACAUUCACCAGUUGAAGUCAAAGAACUGCCAUCUGCAACAUCAAUCAGGGUUGAGGUACCGGUCCCCGACAACAUCCAAAAGGAGUGGACUUGUUCUAUUUGUCAGGUGACAACCUCGAGUGAAGCCAUACUUACUUCACAUCUUCAAGGGAGACGACAUAAGGCUACUUUAGAGAAGUUGAGUGCAAAGAACCAGAACUCAAAAAUGAAGGUUCCUCCUGCUUCAGAGGAAAAGAAACCUAGUGUGCCCAAAGUCAAACCAGAGAAGACUGUAGCUAGCAGUCCAAUGGUGCAUAAGGUGCAAAUAAGUCCAAAUAAUGUGAAGUGUGAUGGUGUCGCAACUAGACAACCUGGAUUAUGGUGCUUUAUCUGUAAUGUAGGAUGCACCGGCAUGAAUAACAUGGAUUCUCACUUCAAAGGGAAGAAGCACUUGACCCGGGUUUCAGAACUUAAUGGAGUUGCAGUUGGUGGACAUUCCUGAUAAGCAGAGGUGUGAAUCUUUAGAAUUACAGGGACUUUAAGAUGGUUAAGAGCAUUUUAGGCUUCUACGGGUUGGGUCAUCGAGGAAUCUGUUAUUGGUUUCCAUGGUAUAUUAUGUUAUGGGAGUAACAUUCAGUUGAUGAGGCUGUAAAUGUGGAGUAGUCAUCAUAUCUGAUCAUAGUUACUAAAUAGUCUCAAUUGUGGCCUCAACUUCAACUCUUGUAUGCACAACUUGGGUUGAUUGGUUUGUUUGGAAAGAUAACAACUUGAUUCAUUUGUUGCCCUUAUUACUGCUUAAUCCUGGUUCUACACAUGUAUUGUGUUGCUACACAACUUGUAUAUUCAAACUUUCUAUGAUCGUUUA
Tripterygium wilfordii is the source of this 1819-nucleotide messenger RNA. RefSeq lists its product as uncharacterized. The transcript is spliced from 9 exons. The record is from RefSeq and is a predicted model, not a curated record. Bases 116 to 1456 code for a protein of 446 amino acids. Gene Ontology annotation, molecular function: nucleic acid binding; zinc ion binding. Lineage: Eukaryota; Viridiplantae; Streptophyta; Magnoliopsida; Celastrales; Celastraceae.